AUGGUGCCAUUGCCGCUAUUCAAGCUCGGAGCACUGUUUCUGAGGCACGUUUCCAAAUAUGGUGCUAAUCACAUCAAGAAGCAAGCCCACGACCAUGCGCGCUUCCGCGCCUUUGCCGCUCGCUACGGCCAGAUGAUGCACCAGUUGAAUAUGAGAAUGUCGGUGGCGCUACUUCGGGACGUCGAGGCGGAGCGGCGCGCCAAGGAAAAGGCGGAGGCGCCAACGGUCAAGACGGAAGCGCAGACGCGACGCGAGGAGGAAAAGGAGCGGGAAAAGGAGCGCAAAAAAGCCAGCGGAACGACUUCGACGACUUCGACGACGACAACGACACAGGGAACGACGACAACAGGGACGACGACAACAGGGACGACGACAAAGGGGACGACGACUGCAAAGCAAUCGCAAAAACCAAGGAGGCAGCCGUUUCAAAACAUUUGGACACGCAAAUUUCGCGCGUUACCCGAGGAAAAGGCCGUGGACCUGUUUGCCGACGUGAUAGGCGACACAUUCAUCUUGGGGGUGGCGGUCGCACUGAUCCUGUACGAGUACUGGCGCGCGCAGCAGAAGCCAGACAGCAACAAGGAGCGCAUCGAGGAGCUGGCGCGGCGCGUCGAGGCGGGCGACGAGGCGCUGCGCGAGGCCGAGGAGAGGCACCGGCAGAGGCUUGAGGCGCUGGAGACGGCGCUGCGGUCGCUGCAGGAUCCGAAGACCAAGAAGCCGCUGUUGCCAUCGUUGCAGGAACCGAAAUCUGAGAAGCCGCUGUCGCCGUCGUUGCAGGAAGCAGCUCCGACAGGGUAA
Beauveria bassiana ARSEF 2860 is the source of this 798-nucleotide messenger RNA. Its product is annotated as Optic atrophy 3. The transcript is spliced from 2 exons. Gene Ontology annotation, biological process: regulation of lipid metabolic process. Lineage: Eukaryota; Fungi; Ascomycota; Sordariomycetes; Hypocreales; Cordycipitaceae. Gene Ontology annotation, cellular component: mitochondrion. Bases 1 to 798 code for a protein of 265 amino acids. The record is from RefSeq and is a predicted model, not a curated record.